AUGCCUGAGUUCAGUCAAAACACGACUGGCAAGAUGCUGAGCGUUCGAUUUUCAAAUGCCGUCACAUCAGUUUCGUUGGGUACUAAUGAGCAAUUCUUGGAGAUGGUUCAAGUCAAACAAGAGUCCGAGCCAGAGGAGGAGUUACCACGGCAGCUGCGGCAUCAUGUAUUUUUUAUGGAUUUCGCAGGAAAAAAGCAUACUGAAAUCCCUGCUCCUGUUUUAGACCUUGAAGAGCUAGAGGAACUUCAUUUGGAGAAAAACCAAAUCGAAGUGAUUCCAAAGGAGAUUAGCCACCUUCGGAAUGUGAAAGUCCUCUACCUGAAUAAUAAUAAUAUCAAACAUGUCUGUGAGGAGCUUGCAGACCUACAAAGUCUACAUAGCCUAGAUCUUAGCAACAAUCCACUGUCUUCCAGCACAUUGGAAAUAAUAAGCAAAGUACAUCAGCUCCGUGAACUUAGACUCUACAGUAUAAAUCUUGAAGUGUUCCCAGUCGAAUUAUGCAAAAACCUUUACCACCUGCAACUACUUGGCCUAUCCAGCAACCAUUUAAAGUUCCUUCCACCAGAAAUAGUUAACCUAAUAAACCUAAAGGAAAUUUACCUGCAGAACAACAAAUUUGAGGAAUUUCCUUUGCAGAUCUGUUCACUUUCUAGUCUUGAAGUGAUUGACCUUGAACAAAAUAAACUCAAAUCAAUACCUGUUCAAGUCAGAUCCUUGUCAAAGCUUCGCAAACUUUUUGUUGGCUUUAACAACAUUUCAUUCAUUCCAAAAUCCCUGUACCACUGUACAAGGAUGACUGUGUUUGACACAUCUUAUAACAAACUCCAAAAGCUUCCUCAUAAACUCACUGGUCUAAAUGAAUUAAAUGAACUGGCACUGUCAGACAAUGAACUUCGCGUAUUUCCAUCCCCACUAUGCCAAAUGCAGUCCCUUUGUGUUCUGUACAUGAAAAACACUGGCCUAAAAAACCUACCGCCAGCAUUUGGCAAACUGACUUUCAUUAGAAUUCUGGAUCUUAGUCAGAAUUAUUUCACAGAUUUUCCUGAUGUAAUCUGUGGCCUGAAUGAUCUCCAAAUAUUAUCUCUGGAUGACAAUUUAAUACGUAUGAUUACCCCGGAAGUGAAGUUACUCUCCAAACUUACUCACUUGGGACUCAGUGGAAACAGAUUUAGUUCCUUCCCAGAGGAAAUUUGCCUCAUUGAGUCAUUAGAAAGACUGUAUAUUGGACAAGAUCAAGGGAUCAGACUUUCAAACUUACCAGAAAGUAUUUCUAAGUUAAAGAAUUUGAAGGAGUUGUACAUUGAAAACAACAAUUUGGAAUUUCUUCCAUCAACUUUUAACCAACUGCAAAAUCUAGAAGUUUUGGAUUGUCACAACAACCUUUUAAAACGCCUACCAGAUGAGAUCUGCCAGCUUCAAGGUUUAAAGAAAUUGUCUCUUCAGAACAAUCAACUUUCUAGUCUUCCAGAAAACUUGGACCUGUUGCAGAAGUUGGAGGUGAUUUUGCUUGAUGGAAAUGCCUUGGUAGACCCACCCAUUGAGGUGUACAACCUCGGAAAAUCCUAUGUCUGGGAAUACUUAAAGGAAAAGAGGCGUAAAAAUGCAUUUGCCACAAAGAUCCAAGCAUGGUGGCGUGGGCUCUUGGUACGGAAAGGACUGGGGCCAUUUGCGUAUUUAAGCAAUGCUCGACAAAAAGGAAAGAAAUCCAAAAAAGAUAAGAAAACAAAAGGCAAAGACAAGAAAGGUCAAACAAAAGGGAAGAAGAAAAACUGAGGACAACAAGCUGGCAUCUAUUUGAUAGCAGCUCCUAAGAAUUUAUAGGCAAUAAACUAAUGCAACAUACAUAGA
Messenger RNA from Spea bombifrons (plains spadefoot toad), 1848 nucleotides. RefSeq names its product leucine rich repeats and IQ motif containing 4 (gene LRRIQ4). The transcript is spliced from 5 exons. The coding region runs from base 1 to 1773 and encodes 590 amino acids. The record is from RefSeq and is a predicted model, not a curated record. NCBI's taxonomy places the organism in Eukaryota, Metazoa, Chordata, Amphibia, Anura, Pelobatidae. Gene Ontology annotation, molecular function: protein binding.